AUGCAGAAAUGGGAGCAGCGUGGGGGGAGGGGCAGAGCUCUGACUUCCAGCCUGACCCUCCACCCUCGUGCAGCCUCAGCCCUUUCUGCUCCGGGGUUUCCUCGCCUGCUUUGGAGGCUCGUCCCCAGGGGUGCCCAGCUUUGCACCGGCCUCAGCUGCUGGGCUGCAGUGGUCCCCGGAGUCACCAGGGGGCACAGCACGGUAACUGUCCCGCUUGGGCAGAACUGUGGCGCAGUGCCGAGCCUAGGUGAAUCCGCCACCGCCACCGCAUCCCUUCUCCAAAGGUUGCGGCGGGGGCGAAGUGGUCGGGUCACUUUCCCUGAGAGCCUAAGGGACAGCGUGGCCUCCUUGUCAGUGUCCCCCUCCCCCGUCCCCCGCCCGCCAGCACCCCAGUUCCCGGCGGCGCCGGGGCCCUGGCUGCGCAGACCGCUCUUCAGUCUGGAGCUGUCAGACGUGGAGGACGUCUUCCCGCGCCGCGCGGGGCCGCUCGAGGUCCCAGCGGACAGCCGCGUGUUCGUGCAGGCAGCCCUGGCCCGACCCUCCCCGCGCUGGGGUCUGGCCCUUCACCGCUGCUCAGUGACGCCGUCCUCGCGCCCGGCCCUGGGGCCAGCCCUGGCGCUGCUGCGCGGGGGCUGCCCUGCCGACGCCUCGGUCACCUUCCCCCCACCGCCGCCGCGCCCGGGUGCCACCAGCCCAGCGCGCUUCAGCUUCCGCCUGCGCCCGGUGUUCAACGCCUCGGUGCAGUUCCUGCACUGCCAGCUGAGCCGCUGCCGCCGCCGGGGAGUCCGCCGGGCUGCGCCUCUGGCGCCGCCGUCGUCAUCGCGGUGCCUGCCUCAGGAUGAGGCGUGCGCGGGCGCCAUCAGUGGGAGCAGCGAGAGCCUGGGUGCUGACAGCCCCCACCUGCACACGCUGACACAGCCCAUCGUGGUCACCGUGCCGCGGCCGCCCCCCAGGCCCCCCAAGGUCGUCCCGGGCCGCGCUGCCGUGCGCCCCGAGCCUCCCGCGCCGGCCCCCGCGGCCCUGGAGCCCGCGCCGGUGGUGGCGCUGGUGUUGGCAGCCUUCGUGCUGGGCGCUGCCCUGGCCGCCGGGCUGGGCCUCGUCUGCGCGCACUCAGGUACCGACCUCCGCCACGCCCAGACCUCUGCCCGGCCCCCCCAGUCUAUUCCUGAGCGUUAGGACCGGGGUCGCGGCGAUCCAGUGGCCCUGACUCCGCUACGCCCGCAGCAGCCCCCAGAGGGCGCCCUGACCCUGGCGCCGCGCGCCGCCACCCCGACCGCAGCCUGCCUGUCUUGCAGCGCCCCCGCCCCCCGGCCCGCUCCCGAGAGCCUCGCCCGGCGACACCCAGCCCAGGAGGCCCCAGUGAGGCAGCAUGAACCUGAGAUGCACUCACCCGCGGCUUUAGCCUCUCCAGGACUGGACCCGCUGCCCUGGACUCCGACCCGAUGGGACCGCUGCCCCUACGCUUCUCCCCUCCUCCACUUCCU
Molecule: messenger RNA, 1484 nt
Organism: Microcebus murinus (gray mouse lemur)
Lineage: Eukaryota; Metazoa; Chordata; Mammalia; Primates; Cheirogaleidae
Source: RefSeq, a predicted model, not a curated record